Messenger RNA from Thrips palmi, 3929 nucleotides. RefSeq lists its product as uncharacterized. Gene Ontology annotation, biological process: regulation of DNA-templated transcription. Bases 255 to 3740 code for a protein of 1161 amino acids. Gene Ontology annotation, molecular function: RNA polymerase II cis-regulatory region sequence-specific DNA binding; DNA-binding transcription factor activity, RNA polymerase II-specific. Lineage: Eukaryota; Metazoa; Arthropoda; Insecta; Thysanoptera; Thripidae. The record is from RefSeq and is a predicted model, not a curated record. The transcript is spliced from 9 exons.
CCAAUCGACCACUGUACACUACUGUACAAACAUAACCUACACUGAACGGAACGGAACUUGGAUGUAAACAAAACCAAUCUGCUGCAUAGGACGAUGGUUUGUCUAUUUAGUUCAUCAGUAACGUUACUGAAGACUGGAUGAAAUGGAACCAGACUGACACGUUGUUAUUAAAGUCGACAUAAUGAAUGGAACAGGGAAAAUCCCAUAUUGUGAAAUGACUGCAGCAUAAAUUCAGGAUUCAUAAAGUGGAAAGAAUGGAGGGCACCAAUGAGGAACUCAAAAAGGAUCUCGCUGGGAAAGAUGCAUCAUCCUGGGAUGCUGAUGCCUGUGGACUUCUGUUUAGAGGUGUCGAUUGCUGCUUCAACUCCUGCACUUAUACCUCUGACCAUUACCAUUGCCAAGUUUGUGGAAUUAUCUCAACAGAGGCAGCUCAAGCUAUAGCCCAUGUCCGAUCAUCACCAGCUUGCAGGAAGGAUCCUACAGUUAAUUAUUCUUCCCCAACAGUCGGAAUGGGAGCGGAUCCUACAAACUCAUUAUAUAAUGCCAUCUAUAAUAGAUUUCCUGGUCAAAACUCUUUUUCUUCAUCUGGUUUUAGUGGAUACAGUCAACUGGAUUCAUUUCAAUGGCAUCCCUCUAUGUCAGACAAGGUUGCGAUAUGCAGUGCCCAAUUGAGCCCAUGCUGCAGUUCCAAUGGUGGCACUUUUGUGCCAGUGGAAAGUCAGCUUUGUUCACCAAUUAGUGACCUCUACUCUAAAGUUACACCGAUUAGAGAUCUUGUGAGCCUACCAGCCAAAAGUGCUGGGUCAGCGAUGGAUUCACAGGCUUGGUUUGCAGCUUAUAACACACCUCAAAUGCAGAAAGCUGCAUACAAGUAUCCUGACCAGAGCCCAGCACCACAAAUCAAUUACAUUUUGCUUGACCCAGCUGACCAAAAGAAUCAGGAUAUGGGAGAAUCCAAUACUAGUAUGACAUCAAAUUAUUGUGGGAAAUCUGAUCUCAGUGGAAAAGGACUUGAAUUGAAAGACUCUUACUGUGCUUAUUCUUCACAACAAAUACCAGGAAUAAUUUCAGAAGAUGCUCUUUUUUCUCUUCAACUUCAGGAAGAGAACUUUAAAGAAACAGAAGUGCCUCAAAUGCUUCUUGAAAACAGUGUUCAAGGCAAGACAUCAUCGCACGUAAAUACGGGUGCUGCUACUCGGGUUGAGACUAAUUUCACUCAGGAACAUUUCGACCAGUACAUGCCUAGCUGCAGUGCAUACACUCAUCCAGGAAAUCAGGAGAGUCAAGGAAGGCCAGCAGAGCUGAGCAAUCAGCUAUCAUCUGCUGCAAGUGAUAGUGAUGAAAGUGACAUAAUUGUCGAGGAUACAGGGGAUGACCUUGGAUCGCAAAUGACUGAGAGUGAGAUUUUUAUUGAAGAUAUAAAGUGUUCCUUGCUUCAAGGUGUUGUAAGUGAAGAAGAGAAUUCAAUUAACAGAUGUGCAGCUGCCAUCAGGAAUGAAGACAUAGCCGGUUUAGAUCAUUCCAUACCUCUGAAGGAAUCAAAAGAACCCAGCACUGUAGAAGACACAAAACUGCAGUCUGAGUCACAUCUAAAAAACUGCAUGACUCCUUACCAUACUAUCUUGAAGUGUGUAAUAUGUGGGAAAAGUGCCUCUGAUUCCAACUCAGGAAGUGUUUUUGUCCAAAUGAAUAACCAGAUGCCACUCACAACAAGUUCUCACACCCCAGUACUUACUAAACUUAAUGAGGUUGUAUCAAUUGAAGUUACUGACUUUCUGGAUGUAAAUGGGAAGUUAUUAUGUCAGAGCUGCUUUAAUUUGGUGGAUACAGUAGACACUCUUGAAAGCAAACUGGAAUCACUGAAGCAAGAUAUUGCAGCUUUGAUGAAAAGUGGGCCUAAACCUCAGGUAGUUGCCAAGUUACCAAUCAAUUUGAUGGAUCCAGAUGAGGGUUCAAUAAUGAAUAUUCACUCAAGAGUCAAAGAUCCCUCAGUUGCUGCUUGUGUUCAAGAGCUAUUUCAGGAUUCUAUUGUUGGAAACCCCAGUGUUGCAAGACCUGUGAGUCUUCAAGAGCAAUCAAAUCAACAGAAAACAAUGAACAACAACGAACAAAAAGAAUAUUUAUUACUUUCGGGGAGAGCCCUCUCCCUAGCGAACAGUAUCAACAAAGUGAGUCUAUCCUUGGGUCAACACCACGCAUCUCAACUAAUGCAUGGUGGAGAUAACACCACUCACACAAUUGGAAAUGAAGAAUCGACGAAGCCGUCAAAAAUUCCUUCUUUAUUGUAUCAAGUCUCAUCUGAUUCUUUAUCAACAAUGAAAGAUAGGGAGUCAAUUAAUUCACAGAUUGAGACAUACACUCUCAGUGAUGUGAAUGCCACCUUGGAGGGUUCAAAAGAAUUAAGUGAAUUUCAGCAGGUGGGUGGAACAGUUGAAGCUUAUGGGGGUGCAAGCUAUGGAGAAAAAAAUUUGCGGUCUUCAACAAAUUGCAAAGAAGACAUUUUUAGACAGUGUGACAAGGAUGAAGGUAGGAAAGGAAAACAACCAAAAGACAUUUUAGAGAAGGAGGAAAAUUGUUUGCCUCUCAACCUUCCAACUAAUGUUCGGCAAGCUGAGGAACAAAGCCCUCAUAGUUUAGAUUGCCUGAAUAAAAAUUGUCAUGAGAUCCUGAGAUCAGAUAAGAAGAUUCAAGAAAAUAUUCAAAGACAAAAAAAUAUAGAUCAACAGCUUAGCAUAGCCUGUGAUGUUUGUGAUAAUUUGUUUGUUUCAAUCCAACAUCUGAACAGUCAUUUGUCUUCUUAUUCACAAUCUGAUUCUUCUCUGUGUGAGCUCUGUGGGCAACUUAAUCACAACCAAGCACAGCUUGAUGAUCAUAUGUUUCUUGUACAUUUUAUUUAUCAAAAACACUGUGAAGUCUGUGCCAUAAAAUUUUCCCAUCCAUGUGUGUACCAAACACAUUUGAGAGACCAUUCUGGAGAGAAGUCAACUUCAUCUUCCCAAAAAGUUGUGAUGAGUAAUAAGAGAGGAGCUCAGGGAAAUUCCCGAUCUUACUCAUCCCCUUUUGUUUGUUAUAAAUGUAGCAAAACCUUCCAGCUCCGAAGUCACUUGGAACAUCACAUCAAAACCACCCACAUACUAAAAAAGGCAUUAUCAAAAUGUGAUCAAUGUGAUAGGACUUUUAUUAAACCCAGUGAUUUGGAGGCCCACAAAAGAAGUCAUUCAAAUGACAAGAAAUUUGAGUGCAAAUUUUGUGGGCGGCGGUACAAAAGUUUGGGUAAUUUAAAUCACCAUGCUAAAUCUCAUGAUACAAAAAAGCCUUUUACCUGUGAAGUUUGUUCUCAAGGAUUUACUCGGAAAGACUUUUAUGAAACUCACAUUAAUUCACAUAAAGAUAGUAAGCCUUACAAGUGUGACAAAUGUCAAAAGGGCUUCUUGAGCAAGUCUUAUCUUCAAGUUCAUUUGAAGUGGCAUCUGGACAAAAUAAAAAAAGUUACCUGUCCAAUUUGUAAGAAGACCUUCUCUCAAAGACUGAAUGUUCACAUGCGUAGUCACACUGGAGAAAGGCCACAUCCAUGUGAAAAAUGUCCCAAGAAGUUCAUAACUGGAAGCGCUCUUCGAAAGCACAUGAAAAGAAUUCAUCAGCCAAAUUUCUCAGAAGAUUGUGUGUAUUCUACAGCUGAUGGGUCUGAUGCUGAGCUUCCUGAAUUGGAUGAAUCAACUUCUCUGUCAUGUUCAGCUUAGCUUGAUCAGUGCCCUGUUAAAUCUUUGAAUCUAUAAUUAAUGUUUCUGUCUAUCCGUCCAUACAUAUGUGUUCUCAUAUUCUAGUCAUAUCCUAUUGAUUUCUUAUCAUGCAAUGUUUUUUACUCUCCCCACUGAAACAGUUCUGUGAUAUGUAACCCUUAAUGUUACCAAAAAUAAACUAAACAAUUA